CUGGUAUUGACAGUUGAUAGGUCAUAAUGAGGUUAUGUCAAUUAAAUUUGACGUUUUAAUGUUUUGAUUUAGACAAUUUAAUAAGUUUUAGUGUUAAAUAAUAUUUAUUCUCCAAAAUGAUGAACUCUCAGUUAGCUUAUGCUAUUCAGAGUACUGCGGGCGCAGUCCCUGUAAAAAAUGAGAAAGGUGAAAUUUCUAUGCAAAAAGUAAAAGUUCAUAGAUAUAUAUCUGGAAAAAGGCCCGAUUAUGCCCAGGAAGCGCAUUCAGAUAGUGAUAGUGGUGAAGAUGAUUUUAUUGAACGAAGAACUCAUUUGGCUUUGCCACCAUCCCCCGAACCAACCAGAGCUGAAGAUGAUAUGAAUGAUCCACGUCUGAGAAGAUUAAGAAUAAUCGAGGCUGAUGUAGAAGUUCGACCCGAAAGAAGAAGACACGUUCUUCAACCUGAAGUAUUGGAAUCAUCUGAUGAUGAAGAGGAAUCUGAAGAAGUUCAUCUCUCUGAAUACAAACAUACCCUGGAAGCGGGACCUGAUGAAGAUGAAUCAGAAGCUGAACUUAGUGACAGCGAAAUUGAAAAAAAGAGGGAUAUGCUCAAACAAAAAAUGUUAACUAAAAAAGAUGAAGAAUUUAUGGUGAAAGAGGAUGAGAAGGAUUCGUCUUCAGAUGAAUCUUCUGAAUAUGAAGAGUAUUCUGAGUCAGAAGAAGAAACAGGUCCUAGAUUGAAGCCGGUUUUCGUCAGAAAAAAAGAACGAAUCACCAUCAUCGAGAAAGAAAAAGAAGCCCUAAAACAGAAGAAACUCGAAGAGGACACUCAACGGCAAGCGGAAGAACGUCGAAGACAAACGCUCAAGAUGGUAGAAGACACGAUUCGCAAAGAACAAAACAAGGAUAAAACUACAAAUGAACCCAACAUCAACGAUGUUUGUACAGACGAUGAAAACGACGAAAUCGAAUACGAAGCUUGGAAACUGAGAGAAUUGAAGAGAAUAAAGAGAGACAGAGAGGAAAGAGAAGCGUUAGAAAAGGAAAAGGUAGAAAUCGAGAAACUAAGAAAUAUGUCAGAAGAAGAACGACGUGUUCAGUUGAGAUUACUACCCAAGACAGUAACCAACAAAGCUGUCAAAGGAAAAUAUAAAUUUUUACAAAAAUACUAUCACAGAGGUGCUUUCUACCUGGAUAAAGACGACGACGUAUACAAGCGAGACUUCGCUCAAGCCACCCUUGAAGAUCAUUUUGAUAAAACGAUUUUACCUAAAGUUAUGCAGGUUAAGAACUUUGGUAGAUCAGGCAGAACGAAAUACACACAUCUUGUCGAUCAGGAUACAACACAGUUCGAUUCUCCGUGGUCCAUGGAAAACGCGCAGAAUAUUAAAUUCCAUUCACAGCAAUCAGCUGGAAUCAAACCGGUGUUCCAUAAGCCGUCGCUCAAGAAGAGGAAAACUGAAUAAUUUGGACAGAUAAUGGUACCAAUUUCACGAAUAGAUCGUAGCAAACUUCACCACUAUUAUGAUUUCAUACUGUAUGUGACUUUUUUGACGCAUUUUGGAACGUUCUUGAUAUUUGAUUUUACUUCAUAUAGGUACUCAUUAUAUGUUGUAUGAAAUUUUAGACAUUUGACGCAACUCUUGUGAAAUUCUCGACUUUUUUGAUACUAUCGACGUGCGUCAAACGUAAUGACUGUUAUGAAGUUUUCUAUGAUCUUUUAAUUUUUUUUUUGUGGGAAUUGCAACGGAUAAGCUGAUGAGCUGAUGAGCAAGAUCAGGGUUUUUAUAAUCACUGAACUUUAUAAUACUAGCAAGAAAAAUUUUCUGACAUAAGAAAAAUUGUAAUAUAUAAUUAAAUGUUGUUAAGGA
Messenger RNA from Psylliodes chrysocephalus, 1850 nucleotides. The record is from the annotation of a GenBank genome assembly. NCBI's taxonomy places the organism in Eukaryota, Metazoa, Arthropoda, Insecta, Coleoptera, Chrysomelidae.